This is a messenger RNA of Periophthalmus magnuspinnatus, 4706 nucleotides long. It is a transcript of the gene znf532, whose product is annotated as zinc finger protein 532. Lineage: Eukaryota; Metazoa; Chordata; Actinopteri; Gobiiformes; Gobiidae. The coding region runs from base 608 to 4333 and encodes 1241 amino acids. The record is from RefSeq and is a predicted model, not a curated record. The transcript has 9 exons.
CCUGAUUCGCCUGCUGAACACUGCCCCCUUUCUCCAUCUGUCCCUUCACACCGGGCUGGUGCUGGUGGCAGGGCUGGAGAGGGAAAGGGCCUGCAGUAAGACUAAAAUCUCAGAAUGACCCUAAGAAGGACAGAGGGGGAACAGUAAAGGAUGUGAAACUGGGGGAAAUACUGUAGUGGGAACAUGGGGCUUGCACAGGAAGAUUCCCUUUUACUGAAUGCCUGUGUGGAAAGCUGACAAGGGUAUGGCUUCUCUGUUUCUGCAUGAAGCUGCAUGUUUAUGUGUCUUUGUGGCAGCAGGGACCGUGGGUAGCAUAGGCACUCAGAGAGGUGUGGAUAACUGUUUUAUGUGAGACAAGACAGUGGCUAGUGGGUAUUUACAGUGCUUUUUCUAAGACAACAGCACUGGAGGUGUAGCUGUAGGGCUGUUAGUAUCAAAGUCAGGUUUUUGGCAUUUAUUGGGUGUUGGGGGCGGGCUGGAGCAGAGUGUGUCUAUGUGUGCACUGGGGGGAUGUGGCUGAGGAAAAGGCCAAGAGUGAGCUUCAGCCGCCAUCAUCAUGAAGAGAACAUCCUCUAUUAUGUGAGCUGAUGUGAGCAAGAGUAAGAUCAUGGGAGAUAUGAAGACUCCAGACUUUGAUGAUUUAUUGGCAGCCUUUGACAUCCCUGACAUGGUAGAUCCCAAAGCUGCUAUAGAGUCAGGCCAAGCUGAUCAUGAGUGUCAACUCAAACCAACAAAUUCAGUGACUACACCUCAAGAUGAGCCCCAGAGCGCCCAAGAUGGGGCAAUUAGUGUCAUUGUUAAGAACACUCGAAAGAAGGAGAAUAAAGGACAUACACAUUCUGAGCCUCACUCUGCUGUCAGCCAAAAGGGCUGUUUGGCCACUAUUCUAUCUAUAAGCUGUGAUCACAACCAAAACAAAUGGAGCUCUCCAAAUGAGAAUGGAACCAAAUCACCUCUGUUCAAUAAAUACAGUCCCAUCUCAAGUGCUGAAGAAAAUGAUGAGGAAGAAGAUUGUGGUGACAAAUCUGGUAGUCAGUCCCCCAGUGGAUCAACCUCUGAUGACAAUCUAGCAAAAGCAAGUACACAGGGUAAUGUAAAACAUGAUCAAAACAACAACAGCCAAGCAAAUACUGAUUUCUCCAUUUCACUCAAGGACUGUAGAUCGCACGAAGAAUUAGGAGCGAUUCCAAAACCUGAAGAACUAAAACUGCGCAAAAAUGAUAAGCCCUCAGAACCUUGUUGUUUGUCUAAUACCUUCGCAGUAAAAAAUAAACUCUCUCAUACUCUGUCUCCAUGUGAAAAAGCCAAAGCUGUCCAUAGUCUCAAAAGGCCUGCUACUGCAAAUACUGCAACGUACAAUGCUCAAGAAGAGGCAGUUAAACCCAUACUUGUUAGUCCUCAAGAAGAUGACAGCCCUGAAACUCCUGCAACGCUUGAAAAUUCUGAACAGUCUCCACAGUUGCAAACAAAGAGACCAGAUAGCCCUUCAAUGACCACAAGUGAAGGGAGCAGCAACUGUUCUCCUGCUUCAAUCACUGCCAACAACCCAGUGAUCCCAAAAGUCCGUAUUAAAACUAUUAAGACAAAGACUGGACAAAUAAAACGCACAGUUACUCCAGUUUCUUCUGAGCAUAAGGGCAUUCGAAAAGCUGGGAUUUUCAAAAGCCAAAACUUUAUAGGAACAACCACUGCAAUUUUAUCUCCUCCAAGACCUUCACUACCAAUGACAGAAGUAACAAAUUCUGGUGACUUGGUAAAUGAUGUUCCCAAACACAUGACAAUGAAGCCUGUCGCGACAGCCUUUUUACCUGCAUCAGCCGUUAAAACAGUUGGUUCACAAGUGAUCAGUCUUAUGCUGGCGGAUAACACCACAGUCAAAGCUACAGUGAUCCCAGCUUCCUCAAUGCCAAGUACAAGUGGGGCACUUCUCAAAGGUGCAAAUGGCAUUCAACAACAAGCUAUCAUGGUCCCCUCCUCUAAGGUGGCUACUGCUAAACUUGUGCCAAAGACAGUGCAUCUUGGCAACCUCAAUCUCUUACCUAGAACUAUGACAACAUCCUGCUGUGACCUCCAACAAGUCUGCUCUUCCUCACAAACACAUCAAUCUCACCUCAUGUCAAAAAAAGUGUCCAAGGUGCAAGUGUUUGGGAGUUCUCAAAGUUCUCUGGUGGAUGCCUUCAACAAACUCCUGGGCAGCAUUAACCCUGUUCCCGUGUAUGUCCCAGACCUCUCCCCUCCAUCAGCGGCCUGUAUAACUCUACCAUGUCGAGGCUACAGGUGCUUGGAGUGUGGGGAUUCUUUUGCCCUGGAGAAAAGCCUGGCGCAGCAUUGUGAACGUCGUAGUGUCAGGAUUGAGGUGACUUGCAACCACUGUAACAAAAGUCUACUGUUUUACAACAAGUGCAGCCUGCUGUCUCAUGCCAGAAGCCACAAAGAAAAAGGUAUGGUCAUGCAGUGCUCAAACCUCAUCCUCAGACCAAUCCCAACAGACCAGAUGAUCAUUACCACAAGUCCAGUUGGUACACAGGGUACGGAUGCCACUUCCCACUCCACAAGACUAAAAAGAGUGUCACAGACUGCAGCACAAUACAUGCCAUGUUCUGCAAAAGCUGAGUCCUUGGAGGAUGAAACAUCAAAACAGGACAGGCCAAAUCUUAAAUGUUGGGAAUGCAAUGAAAUAUUUGAGGAUGUCCACUCUCUAGCAGUUCACUACAAACAGGAGUCCAGUAGCCAGAAAACCUGCUCUAUCUGCCAAAUGAUUCUACCAAAUCAAUGCAGCUUUCUGUCGCACCAGAGAAUUCACCAACAUAAAUCUCCAUAUGUGUGUCCUGAGUGUGGAGCUAUGUUUCAAUCAGUCCAACUUCAGUCGCAUCAUGUCAACAGAACCUGUCUGCACUACACAAGGAGGAGCGGCUACAGAUGUGUCCACUGCAGCGUGAUCUCUACUGACGCUUCCACUCUCAAGUCCCACAUCCAAAGCUCUCACUGUGAGAUCUUCUAUAAAUGUCCUAUCUGUCCAAUGGCCUUCAAGUCAGCUCCUGGGACACACUCUCAUGCAUAUACACAGCAUCCAGGAGUGAAAGCAGGCGAGCCCAAGCUGAUCUACAAAUGUGCCAUGUGUGACACUGUAUUCACUCUACAGUCUCUACUCUACACACAUUUGGAACAACAUGUCAAUACUCACAAAGUACCUGUUUUCAAAUGCCCCGACUGCUCCAUGUACUACGCACAAAAACAACUCAUGCUGGAUCACAUUACGGCCACUCAUGGUACUCUGAAGACAGCUGAGGGUCCAUCAAGUCUCAGCCUCCCUCUCAUCACUAGAUCCACCAACUCCAACAGCUCCAGUGCCAACACCAACCACAACAAAGACAGUGCAAAUGAAAAGUGCCACAGCAGACCUGACAAGUAUCUGCUGGCAAAGAAAGCAAGCAGCAGCCAAAAAGAGCUGAAAAAUACAAGUACUGGAUACACGUGUGGGGAGUGCAACAUGGUCUUUACUUCCAAGGAGACAUAUGUGGGACACGUGCGCAAAAAGCACGGAAAGAUAUUAAAAAAACACCCGUGUCAUCACUGUGAGAAGUCCUUUUGUUCUAUGCACAGUCUCUGUCGACAUAAUCGUCUCAAACACAAGGGGCUGCACAAAGAUCUCCCCUGCCCACAAUGUCCACCUCUAAGUCAACCUUUUAUUAAAAGAGCUGUGUUGGACCAACAUGCUCAGCUGAAUCAUGGUGAUCAAGAACAGAAAACUGUCCAUACUAGUGUCACAGGGACAGAGUCUGAUAAGGAAAUGACAAGUCCAAAGCGGAGGUCAGAAGAAUAUGAGGGGUCUCCGGAUGUUAAUAACAGAAGCUCUGAUUCACAGCCUUUGAAGAAGCUCAAAGUAAAUAUCCUAAAAGUUCAUAAAUGUGCCGUCUGUGGCUUUAACACAGAGAACAUGACUACUUUCCACGAGCACAUCCCUCGGCACAAGUUUGAUGGCUCUUCAUACCAGUGUAAGGAGUGUGGACUCUGCUACACUUCCCCUUGCUCCUUGUCCAGACACCUGUUUAUCGUUCACCGAGUGAAGGAGCCACGUGGGCUCGGCCACAGACAGGGCAGAGGGGACGAGAGCCAGAGAGAGAACCAGCUCAACAGUGCAGACGAGAAUGACGACGGUACACCAAACACCAGAUGUAAAGUGUGCAGUCGGGAAUUUGAAACUGAGGGGAUUUUGAACACUCACAUGAGGACACAUGGGAUGGCUUUCAUUAAAGCAAAAGCGAACAGAGAAGCGAUGAAUACUGACCAAAAGCAAUACAGCGCCCAUGAUAUAAACAAAACUCUGGUGUAAAUAACAGGCAGCCACAUAAACAUGUAUGUACAUGUCCACAUAUAUCCUACACGGUUUAGACAAACUGUUCAGAUAGAAUUUUACUGUAUUUAAUCUUGUCAUAUUUUUUUACAUUUUUAUUUUAAUUGCCUUUAGCUUUGUCUAGAGUUAGAUAGUUUGGGGGUACUGUGGCCUAUACUGACAUAUACAUAUUGUAACAAUGUGUUUAAUCUGUAAUAUGCAGAGUUUUAAUGCUGCUAUGUCCAAUGAAUGUAUUGUAUCACAGACGUUUUGUAAAGUUCCCAAUCAAUGUAAACUUUAAUGUAGGACCUACGUUGUUGUUCUCCUUAAGAGUUUAACAAAUCAACAAAUCAAUAAACAACUGGAUGUCGAC